Molecule: messenger RNA, 2082 nt
Organism: Naegleria gruberi
Lineage: Eukaryota; Heterolobosea; Eutetramitea; Acrasida; Naegleriidae
Product: non-receptor type protein tyrosine phosphatase
Exons: 3
Coding region: 309-2081 (590 amino acids)
Biological process (GO): protein dephosphorylation
Molecular function (GO): protein tyrosine phosphatase activity
Source: RefSeq, a predicted model, not a curated record
AUCAACAAUCGAUUAACUCUUCGUGAUUUUGGUUACCUUUUCCAACUGUACUAGUAUUUGACCAUAGAAUAGAUUUUCAUAGGUUUUCUGCUAUUAUCAUCAUUAGAAUUUAAUCUCGUAAUUUGGAUCAUUUUCUAUUAGAGAAAGCGGAAAUAACAUACAGCUUGGUUAAAAAAUCAAAAUUUAAACUAUUAUUUAAACACUAACUCAAACUCUAAAGUUAGAUUAUAUUGGAAUUUAAAGAUCAAGAGAAAUUCUUUCUUUUAACCGACGAAUUAUUUCUAAAUAGGAUCAUCUUUUUUAUUCUGAUGAUAAUUUCGGAACGACCAACAAUGCAAAUAUCUUGCUCAACAUCUAACACAUCAGGUUCUUCUAAUUCUUCUUCAUCGAAGAAAAAACCAUACAAAUCAGCUCUCCGUGAGGAGAUGGCAAAAACAUUUAACAAAUUUAUAGUUCAAGAAAGAGAGCAGAAAGUAAAUGGAGAAUCAAAGGCUAAACCUCUAUUUGUAACAACACCAUUAACCGCAGUAUGCCCAUCAAGUAAUAUCUUUCAACAAGGCUUAUCUCAAGAUACACCACAUUCUGCUAAAGCCAUCGGUAGUUUUAAUCAAAGUAUAUUUGAUUCAUUAUCAUCACCAACUCCAAAACAAACAACAGAAAUUAAUUCAUUCCAAUAUGUAACAUUCUCAGAAGAUGAUGAUGAAUACGCAAAACCGAUUGAUGAUCUAAAUAGUUUUAUACAAACAUAUUUAUCAGCAAUAAUUGAUGAUGAAGAAGAAUAUGAUGAUGGAGAUGGUUUUUCUCUCAUUACAUCAAAACCAAAACCUUUAAAAACAAAUUUUGACCUUGAUUCAACAACAAGUACAAUAAGCACAACAACAGAUUAUUCCUUCGAUGAUGAACCACCAACUCCAAAAACAAAACCAAAUAUUUCCACGUUUGGAGGUUGUGGUGGAUUUGGCUUUGAUUUUACUAGUUUGCCACCAAAAAACACAUUUUCAUUUUCUGAUGAUCAAGGAGAAUCACUGAAAAAACCACACAGUUUCACAUCAACAACAACAAAGCAAUUCCCUAAAAAAGCCAGUGUUGAUCUCUUUGCAAAACCAAUUCAAUAUGACAGAUUAGAUGAUGAAUUUCAAUCACUCAAAAAAUUUGAAACAAGAUUACAAAGAAAGAGUGGAAUGCAUACAAGUGCAUAUAGACAACAUAAUUUAACAAAGAAUAGGUAUAAAAACAUUCUUCCAAAUGAGAAUACAAGAGUAUUACUCCAAUCAAAGGAAAGAUGUGAACCUGGAUCAGAUUAUAUCAAUGCAAAUCAUAUUAUUACCCAAACAACUCAAAAUUUCAAAAGAAUUAAAUUAUCCCCUCCACCUACCUAUAUUGCCACUCAAGCCCCUUUACCUUGUACAUUUGCUGAUUUUUGGAGAAUGAUCGUUGAGCAUAAUAGUACAAUUAUUGUAAUGCUCAGUAGUGAAGUGCUAUCUUCAGAUUCAGAGAGUGAUGAAAGUAACAAUGCUGAUCAAUUUGAUCAAUGUUUUAAUAAGAACAAGGUGAAUAAGUAUUGGCCUUCACUCUACGAGAAAAAACUUUAUGGAGAUAUUGAAGUUGAAACAAUUUCGGAAGAACAAACAACUUAUGAUUUCGUUUAUAGACAAUUUUUAGUUUUUGGAGAUGGUCUGCCUGAUUCUGGUAAGAAGAUUCAUUUCUAUCAAUAUACAGGUUGGCCUGAUAUGGGAGUUCCAGAUAGUACAGUUUCAUUCUUUAAAUUAAUAGAGUGCAUUGACAAUCUGAUGACACAACCAAAUUACCCAAAUGGUCCAAUUACUAUCCAUUGCUCGGCAGGUGUUGGUAGAACUGGAACAUUUUGUACAAUACAUAUUCUCCUUUCUCAGUACAAGGAGUACCUAAGUUUACCAAAAGAAGAGCGAGAUAACGAUAAUCCGUUUGAUUUUAACAUUUAUAAAAUUGUAAAACAACUGAAAAAUUUGAGAGUAGGAAUGGUGCAAAGAAAGGAACAAUAUAGAUAUUGCUACUAUGGUGUUCGGGAUGGAAUUAAAGAAAUACACUCACAAUUUUUUUAAU